AAUGUGAAUGUGAAUGAAUGAGCAGCCCACCUUCCCUGCUUUCACUGUCCAUUGACGCAACAAUUUUUAAUCUCCACAUCAUCUCAGAUCUCUCUUUUCUCCCUGAACAUAUUCUCAUCGAUCUCUUUCUGGUAUACAUCAUUCAUUCCUCCUUUCCUUUUCAUACAAUAAUAUAAUAUAAUGAUUAUUCUAGGUUUUUUUAAUCUAUUUCAUUAUCAUCGCUUAAUUUACUGCUUCUGGGUUCUGAUCGAGUUAGCUGAUUAGGUUUUAAUAUUAUCCUUUUUUUGAUCUGUUUUUUUUUUUUAUGAUUGGAACUGAUCGGAAAAUAGGGAAACUAGAAAUAGGAUUUUGUGUUGUGUGAACAGAGAAGGGAGAUGAAUUGAUUAUUAAAACUGAUAUACGAAUAAGGAUUUUGGAUUAGUGUUUGUUAUUUUGGGGGUUAUGUUUAUGCAUAUGGAUUUUAGGGUUUCUGAUAAGUAGAGGAUGUGAAAUAUAGACAUGGAGGAUGUUUUGUGUUGUAUUAUUUGGGAAUUGGUCAUAAAACUAGUGACAUUUCAAUUAGGUGUUUAGUAAGUGAUACUUGUGAUUGAAGAACUUGAUUGUCCAAAUUGAUUUCUAUCCGGUGGUUUGUAAGAAUCAAAUAAUUAGUUAGGCAAUUAGAUAAUCUGGUGCAUAAACUCAGAGCUGGAUGGUGAUGAAGAUGAUGCAGAUGAUGAUGAUGGUGAUGAUGAUGAUGAUGAUGGUGAUGAAGAUGAUGCAGAUGAUGAUGAUGGUGAUGAUGAUGAUGAUGAUGUUAAUAAGCAAGGGUAUUUUGGUCAUUUAACAUAGACUUAACUGAGAAAUUUAGCUGAUGUUAGAGCUGGGGACCAACCGAGUUUAUUUUUGACAAGUUUUGGGAUCACGCAUGUAAUUAGUAAACCACUAAGACCAAGUCUGCAAUUUUUGAAAACCACAGAGACCAACCAAACAUUUAACUCAAUUCAAAAUUUUGAUUGAUGAUAGGUACCAUUUGUAUACUUUAUUUACUCUUACUAUUAAAUAAACUAAAGGUAUCUUAAGAUGAAAGUAAUAUAAUAUUUAUCAAUAGAAAUUUCUAGGCAUGUGAAGAGAUGUAAAGAAGCCAAAUAAUGACAACAACUGAAACUUCUUUUAUAUUGGCAAACGUUGCAGACCAAACUUGUAAGACAUUCUCGACCGUUCAUCUUUUACCUUAUUUUCACUAAAAACCUUCCACUUUCCAUCUAUUUUACAUAAAACCCCCUCUAAAUUUUAAUAUUAAAUGUAUAUAUUUGUUAGGGCUGGAAUAUUAAUUUGUGUCAAACACGACCUGUUAAGACACAAACAUGAAAUUGAUAAACACGAACACAACAUAAAUUUUAUUGUGUCAAUUUUCCCAAACACGAACACGAACUUGAUAAUAAAGAGGUUACACGAACAUGAUCUACUAAGACAUGAAAAAAUUUAUAAGCGUAUCAUACGACUUGUUAAGACAAGAGCAUGACCUAUUAAGACAUGAACACGACCUGUUAAAACACGAACUUGCUCUGAAGAGGUGGUGUGUGAAGUCUAGGGCUGACAUAUUGUGUCACACAUGACAUACCAUCUAUUAAAUAAGCCUAAUAAUCGAGUACGAUUUACCAUAUUAAGGACUAUUUUGAAAUGUGAAAUAAUUUAAAGUGUUUUGUAGUAGUCAAAAGUAAAAGUCUCAGGUAUCCUUUGUGUUUAAUAUCUUAGUUAAAUACCAAGUUCAUAAUAACCAUCUUUAAAUGUCUAAUGAAUCCCAACAUGUUAACCUAAACCUAUGUACAAAUGUAGAGAACAUAUUUGUUUAAUUUCUUAAAGGUAUCUAUUCCUCACAUUGUUUGUGUUGAUUUGUGUAUUUGGUCCAGAUUGACAUCGAUGUCAUAUCUAUUGGAUUUUGGUUUAAACAAACUAGUAAUUUUUUAUUGCAACUUUUGCAAUCAAUAUUUGUAAUAUUAGAUUUAAAAUGACAAUCAUAUUUUUGUAUAAACACUAUAUAAUUAACUAAUAUAUAAAACUAAAAUAUAUUAUCAAAAUGUAACACUGUAGCCUGUAGGUUUUUUUUUCUCUGAACUUUGAAAUGAUUUGUGUUCGGUCUUUGGUUUUUGGAUACUUUAGAACUUUACCUGAAAUAUUUAGUAAAUUCUCUAAUUUAUUUUAUUAAAAAAAGUCAUUGGAUAAUGAUGUAAAAAAAAAAUAAGAAGCUUCCUAUAGAGCUAAUGACUGCAACGAAAUCAAUAAGUACUUUUGAAGCGGAUUAAGUAUUGAUUAUUAUAAGAAAAAGAUUACAAAUUUUUGGGAUACUAUCAGAUACACUUAUUUAUCUUAUAUAUUUUGCUAUGUAAACAAACACUUUUCAAAUUUUGCCUGUGUAUACAUGAAACUAUAACCCAAUUAUCUUAUAAGAACAUUCACAAUUGAUCAUUCAUCUUCAUCUUUAUAAUUAUAUUAAAAAUUAUUAUAUUUUUUCUCUUUUUUUCAUUAAAUAAUAUAUAUAUUUUUUAUUUUUAUCCUUGCAUUUUCUCUCUUAUUCACUCACAAUUACUUUAAAAAGUAUUAAAAAUUAUAAAGAGUGAACAAUAUUUUCUCUAAAUUAAUGUGAAAGCUCUAGACCCCACUAAAAGGCAAGUAUUUACCUAAAAAAAAUAAUAUGUUCUUUUUUUCUAAUAGAGUUAAAUGUCAUUUUAGUACCUGUGGUUUGAAUCAUUUUGUCAGUUUAGUUCAAAUAUUUUAUUUUUUUGCCUGUGGGUCCAAAACGGUUUUACCGUGGUCAUUUUAGUUCACUGGGUUAACUUCAUCCAUUUUUCUGUUAACAAGAAAGACAAUUCGGUCAUUUUAUAUGUAAUUAUGUUAAUUAGAAGGGCAAUUCGGUCAUAUAAAAUGAUCGAAUUGUCCUUCUCGUUAACAGAAUAAAUUGAUGAAGUUAACCCAGUUGACUAAAAUAGCAAUGAUGAAACAUUUUACGACCCACAAACGAAAAAUAAAACCUUUAUACUAAGCUAACAAAAUAGUCCAAACGACGGCAUUUAAGUCUCUCUAAUAAAUUGACUUAAAUCUUAGUUUAUUAUUAGUGUUCCUAUUUAACCCAAUAAUUGAGUGCUUUUUCUUCACUAGUUCAAUAAAAGUUCACAUCCCCAUUUCAAGAACCAACCAAGCAACAACCCAACAUCAUAAAAUUUCCCCUUUUGUUCAAUCUAUCCAUUCCUCAAUUCUAUAAACACACACACAAACUACACACAUACACAUUCAUACAACUUUCUUGAUCACAUCUCCAUCCUUUUCAUAACUACCACACAAAAGAAAAAAAAAAUCUUCAUUUUUAAGUCAUCCCAUUUCUUCAAACUUCCAAAUUCAUAAGAAUUAGCCACAAAGAAAGAAAAAGGUGAAAAAAAAAACAGCCAUCAUGUCAUCAAUCUUGGCUUCAAAUGGGAUGGUGUUAGCCACCGCCAUGGCCGCCGUCUCCGGCACCGUCCUCCUCCUUGCCUUCCGCCUCCAGAAACAACCCGACGCCGCCGGUCACUUCUCCAUCAUCCACCACCACCACCACAACCCAAGACCCUGCAUCUCUUCAGAUGGAAAGAAGAGAGAGAAAAAGAACAAGAAAGUACACUUUGCAGAGGAUGUGAUGGAACCAAGUGGAAAUGGAGAAGAGUUUAGGAAGAGGUUACAAAGUAAGAAUAUUGGUCAAAAUAGGACUUUUUCGUCAACUUUGAAAGUUGAAGGGGGUCAAAAGAAAAUUGUCAGAAACUACGAGGGUCUUCCAGCAAAUAGAUUGGCUUUGUAUUCUGGAAUCCUCAGAGAUCGUGGCGUUCAUCGAGUCUCAUACUGCUAACUCGUUACUCACUUUUGACUUGUUUGAAAAUUGGUCCAUCUUUUUUGUAAAUGGUGUAGGUUAAGUCCCUGAUGUUUUUAAAAAGUACAAACUGCCCCUCCUUUAGUUUCUGGCUUCUUCUUUGUGUUGGUUACAAGUUACAUGCUACAACACUUGUUUUUACUUAUUGCUAGUGAUGGUGUAUGUACUAUUUUGUACAAUUUGAAAUGAGGAUGGAUAGUUUGCUAUAAA
This is a messenger RNA of Helianthus annuus (common sunflower), 4084 nucleotides long. RefSeq lists its product as uncharacterized. The transcript is spliced from 2 exons. Bases 3425 to 3853 code for a protein of 142 amino acids. The record is from RefSeq and is a predicted model, not a curated record. NCBI's taxonomy places the organism in Eukaryota, Viridiplantae, Streptophyta, Magnoliopsida, Asterales, Asteraceae.